This is a messenger RNA of Pogoniulus pusillus (Red-fronted tinkerbird), 3316 nucleotides long. RefSeq names its product adenosine monophosphate deaminase 2 (gene AMPD2). The record is from RefSeq and is a predicted model, not a curated record. The transcript is spliced from 18 exons. Gene Ontology annotation, cellular component: cytosol. Gene Ontology annotation, molecular function: AMP deaminase activity. Gene Ontology annotation, biological process: AMP metabolic process; IMP salvage. Lineage: Eukaryota; Metazoa; Chordata; Aves; Piciformes; Lybiidae. The coding region runs from base 41 to 2665 and encodes 874 amino acids.
CUUGCUAACACCGCCCCCCAUCGCCCCCCCCGGCGCCGCCAUGUCCUCGCCCAGCCCUGCCAAGUGUCCCUUCAAGAAGCGAGGCAGCCUGCAGGCGGCCCCCCCCGCAGAGCUGCGGGGGGGGCUGAGCUCCCGGCCCCUGCAGUCGGCUCGGUCCCUGCCGGGGCCCCCCCACUGCCUGAAGCACUUCCCGGUGGACCUGCGCACCUCCAUGGACGGCAAGUACAAGGAGAUCGCCGAGGAGCUGUUCUGCCGCUCGCUGGCCGAGAGCGAGAUGCGCUCUGCCCCCUACGAGUUCCCCGAGGAGAGCCCAAUCGAGCAGCUGGAGGAGCGGCGCCAGCGCCUGGAGCGCCAGAUCAGCCAGGACGUGAAACUCGAGCCCGACAUUUUGCUCAGAGCCAAACAGGACUUCCUGAAAAUUGACAGUGCCACGGACCUACAGCUCCUGAGGGAGCAGCAGGAGGAGCUGAUGGACCAUGUGCCCAAGGAGCGGGAGGCGCUGCUGGAGCGGGAGUUCCAGCGGGUCACCAUCUCCGGCGAGGAGAAGUGUGGGGUGCCCUUCACGGACCUGCUGGACGCGGCCAAGAGCGUGGUGAAGGCUCUGUUCGUGCGGGAGAAGUACAUGGGCCUGUCCCUGCAGAGCUUCUGCCAGACCACUGCCCGCUACCUGCAGCAGCUCUCCGAGAAGCCCCUGGAGACCCGCGGGCACCACGAGGUGCCCGAGACCCCCGUGGCUGCCGAUGCCCCCGUGCACCCCCCGUUCACCGAGCAGCACCCCUACGAGGCCUGGGACCCCCAGGCCAUGCCAGCUGACCUGGGCUUCGGCCUGAAGAUGGUGGAUGGUGUCGUGCACGUCUACACCAAGCAGAACCUCACCGACAAGAGCACAGAGCUGGACCUGCCCUACCCAGACCUGCAGGAGUUCAUCGCUGACAUGAACUUCCUGAUGGCUCUGAUCAUCAAUGGGCCCAUCAAAUCCUUCUGCUACCGGCGGCUGCAGUACCUGAGCUCCAAGUUCCAGAUGCAUGUCCUGCUCAACGAGAUGAAGGAGCUGGCAGCCCAGAAGAAGGUUCCCCACCGAGACUUCUACAACAUCCGCAAGGUGGACACCCACAUCCACGCCUCCUCCUGCAUGAACCAGAAGCAUCUCCUGCGCUUCAUCAAGAGGGCCAUGAAGAAGCACCUGGACGAGAUCGUCCACGUGGAGAACGGCAAGGAGCAGACGCUGAAGGAGGUGUUCGAGACCAUGAACCUCACUGCCUACGACCUGAGCGUGGACACCUUGGACGUGCACGCGGACCGCAACACCUUCCACCGCUUCGACAAGUUCAACGCCAAGUACAACCCCAUCGGGGAGUCCAUCCUGAGGGAGAUCUUCAUCAAGACAGACAACUGCGUCUCGGGGAAGUACUUUGCCCACAUCAUCAAGGAGGUGAUGUCGGACCUGGAGGAGAGCAAGUACCAGAACGCGGAGCUGCGGCUGUCCAUCUACGGGCGCUCUCGGGACGAGUGGGACAAGCUGGCUCGCUGGGCUGUCACCCACCGCGUCCACUCCAACAACGUGCGCUGGCUGGUGCAGGUGCCGCGGCUCUUCGAUGUGUACCGGACGAAGAGGCAGUUGGCCAACUUCCAGGAGAUGCUGGAGAACAUCUUCAUGCCCCUCUACGAGGCCACCGUGCACCCUGCCCAGCACCCAGAGCUGCAUCUCUUCCUGGAGCAUGUGGACGGCUUCGACAGUGUGGACGACGAGUCCAAGCCUGAGCACCACAUCUUCAACCAGGACAGUCCCUUGCCAGGCAACUGGGUGGAGGAGGACAACCCCCCCUACUCCUACUACCUGUACUACAUGUAUGCCAACAUGACAGUCCUCAACCACCUCCGACGGAGGAGAGGCUUCCACACCUUCGUGCUGCGCCCGCACUGCGGCGAGGCUGGGCCCAUCCACCACCUGGUCUCGGGCUUCAUGGUGUCGGAGAACAUCUCCCACGGGCUGCUGCUGCGCAAGGCCCCCGUGCUGCAGUACCUGUACUACCUGGCGCAGAUUGGCAUCGCCAUGUCCCCGCUGAGCAACAACAGCCUCUUCCUCAGCUACCACCGCAACCCCCUGCCCGAGUACCUCUCGCGGGGCCUCAUGGUCUCCCUCUCCACCGACGACCCCCUCCAGUUCCACUUCACCAAGGAGCCGCUGAUGGAGGAGUACAGCAUUGCCACCCAGGUCUGGAAGCUCAGCUCCUGCGACAUGUGCGAGCUCGCCCGCAACAGCGUCCUCAUGAGCGGCUUCUCCCACAAGGUGAAGAGCUACUGGCUGGGUCCCAACUACCUGAAGGAAGGCCCAGAGGGCAACGACAUCCGCCGGACCAACGUGCCCGACAUCCGCGUCAGCUACCGCUUCGAGACGCUGUGCCAGGAGCUGACGCUCAUCACCCAGGCGGUGCAGAGCGAGGAGCUGGAGACCAUCCAGGAGGAGGAUGUGCUGACCUUCGGCCCCCCCCCCGGGCACCCACUGACUGCCCCGCCUCAGGGACCCCCCCCAACACACACGACUUGUGUCACCCCACAUCCAUCCAGGGCUUUGCUGCCGUCCUCCCCUUCCUCAGCCUCCUGCUACCUCCCUCCCUGGGAAGGGGACGUUCCCCACUGCUGUCCCCAGCGCCCCCCGAGGUGACACCGUGGGGGGGGGGGGGGGGCAGUUGCUGGGUUUUUGCCAUUUAUUGUUUUGGGUUUUUUUUGUCACUGUUUUUUAAACUGAUGUCUUGUGGCUGGGUUGGUCUUUGCUGGGGCUGGUGGCAGUGGGGACACGGGAGGUGACACUGGUGCUGGGGGGUCCUGGCUCCACUUCCUGGGCACAGCAGUGCUGGGCAGGGAGAUGUCGUGGGAGGGCCCAGGCCACCAACAGGGCCCAGCUCCGUCCACGCUGUUGCCCGGUGGGGACAAACAGCAGCACCCAGGACUCGGACCUGGGCUCCUCUCUAACCCUCCCUGCCACAAGGUGGCGCAGUGGCCAUGGGGUGCACGCAGGAGGAGCGGGGUGGGGCCGGGGACUAGUCCCUCAGCGCAGGGAAGAAGGCGAAGGGAUCCGGGUGAGCCGUGCGCCCGUCCGCCAAGCUCCCCGGGGCUGUUUGUGGCCCGGAUCGGGCCGGAUGAGGCUUCUCCCGUCCUGGCGUGAGCGUUUCCCCGUCCCCGUGUGCCCCCAGCCCGCCCCUGCCGUGUCCCCCAAGAAGGGUGCGGAGCUGGCAGGAGAACGUGCAGGCGGCGACAGAAACCAAACAAUUAAACCCUGAGCGGCGGGCACGGAAAAUAAAGUGUUUAAGUCCAA